AUGUUAACAUCCAUUACUGAUGCGCGCUCGCGUGUCGUCUCGGACGUCUGCGGGGCGGUCGCGUGCGAGAGCGAGACGGGUCACAAAGAGCAGUGCUCGGAGAGCAAGGUCGAUCUCAAGCCGAGCGUGGAGCGGCACCAUGCGCCCGGGGCGCGCCUGCUCGCGCACUCCAUUCGCGCCGACCACUUGCAAGGCGGGCUACACCAGCAGCACGGUUCCCACAUGUCCACAGUGCCCGUCAGCAUGUCUUCCUCCGCCUCCGACAGCGACAAGCCCGCCAAGCAGAAGAGGCAUAGAACCAGGUUUACUCCAGCGCAACUAAACGAGCUGGAGCGAUGUUUCACAAAGACGCACUACCCUGACAUCUUCAUGAGGGAGGAGAUCGCGAUGCGCAUCGGUCUCACGGAGAGCAGGGUCCAGGUCUGGUUCCAGAACCGUCGAGCGAAGUGGAAGAAACGCAAGAAGAGCACAAACGUGUUCCGCUCGCCCGGAGCGCUGCUCCCUUCGCACGGCCUGCCGCCUUUUGGCGCGGGUGACGUCUGCAGCCCUGGCGUCUUCGCGGACAGGCCCUGGUCGAUGCCUGCAGGUUUAGGGCAGCUGUCGCAGGGCGGCGUGUCGAUGAGCGGGUUCGGCGCAGGCACGCUACCGCAGCUCGCCGCCGACCUCAACCCUUCGCUGCCCAUCAGUUCUGUGGCCUCCCAGCCCUACCAGUCGCACUACCCGCUUAACUCGCUCGGCGACACGAUGAUGUCCUACUGCAACAACAUCAGCUCGCAGCAGGCGGGGCUGGAGGGCUCGCCCACGCCGCCGCACAUGCACUGCGCCAACAACAACGCCUCGCCGACCACCUCGGUGAAGGUUGUCCCAGCAGGAGGAGGCGGCGAGACAGGCGAGGAGGAGGUGUGGCGCGGACACAGCAUUGCGGCGCUGCGGAGACGCGCUUCCGAGCUGUCGGCCGCCAUCCCGCCCUACCUCCAGCUCAACUACGACGCGCACAGCCCCGUCUACUGA
Messenger RNA from Melitaea cinxia (Glanville fritillary), 1011 nucleotides. RefSeq names its product homeobox protein orthopedia-like. The record is from RefSeq and is a predicted model, not a curated record. Gene Ontology annotation, molecular function: DNA-binding transcription factor activity, RNA polymerase II-specific; DNA binding. NCBI's taxonomy places the organism in Eukaryota, Metazoa, Arthropoda, Insecta, Lepidoptera, Nymphalidae. Gene Ontology annotation, biological process: regulation of DNA-templated transcription; neuron differentiation. The transcript has 8 exons. The coding region runs from base 1 to 1011 and encodes 336 amino acids.